AUGGAAACUCAUGCUAUAUUGAAACUUGAAAAAUUAUUAGUGAGUAGGGGAUGGUUGCACCCAUCUAAAGAAAUGACAUCAUUGGAGGCACUUGCUAUGUUUCUUUGGAGUUGUGCACAUAGUGAAACUAAUCGAAAUAUUCAAAAUAAAUUUGGAAAGUCGGGAGAGACCGUAAGUAGGAAGUUUACUGAAGUUCUAGAAAGUUUAUGUUUACUAGCAAAAGAAAUUGUGAAGCCUCCAGAUUUUAACUUUGUAGAAAUUCCCUCCAAAAUCAAGGAUGAUCGAAGGUAUUGGCCAUACUUUGAAGGAUGCAUCGGUGCUAUAGAUGGAACACAUAUUCCUGCAAUUGUUCCCACUAAAGAUCAAAUUCCCUAUAUUGGAAGAAAGGGAUAUCCAACACAGAACGUCAUGUUAGUGUGUAACUUUGAUAUGUUAAUCACUUUUGUUGUUGUUGGAUGGCCUGGUACUGCACAUGACACUCGUAUUCUUUCGUCUGUUAUUGAAAAAAUGAAAAGUGUUUUCCCUCAUCCUCCUGAAGGAAAAUACUAUUUAGUUGAUGCUGGAAAUCCAAACAUGAAAGGAUAUUUAUCACCAUAUAAAGGUGAAAGAUAUCAUAUUCCUGAUUUUAGAGAUGGAAGUCCAGCAGAAGGCAUACGUGAAGUAUUCAAUCAUGCACAUUCUUCAUUGAGAAAUGUCAUUGAAAGAACAAUUGGCGUUUGGAAGAAGAGGUGGCAUAUUUUAUGUGAUAUGAGACCAUUUCCACUAAUCAAACAACAAAAGAUCAUAGUUGCAACAACAGCGCUCCAUAACUUCAUUCGAAUAUGUGGUGUUGAAGAUGUGGAAUUUAACAAGUGUGAUCAAAACCGUGGGUAUAUACCGGAGCGUGAAGAAGAAAGAAAUACUAAUGAAGAUAUGAGUUCACACAAUCUUAGAAGAGUACAAGAUGGGAGCUAUAUGGAUAGAGCUAGAAAUCAAAUAGCCACUAGAUUGUUGGAAAACAAAAUCGUUUAA
Messenger RNA from Trifolium pratense (red clover), 1011 nucleotides. Its product is annotated as putative nuclease HARBI1. Bases 1 to 1011 code for a protein of 336 amino acids. The record is from RefSeq and is a predicted model, not a curated record. The transcript is spliced from 2 exons. NCBI's taxonomy places the organism in Eukaryota, Viridiplantae, Streptophyta, Magnoliopsida, Fabales, Fabaceae.